UUUGUUCGGAAGCAUGGAUCACAUUACAAAAUUUGUUGCAACAAGAUUACCCGAGUCAUAUAAUAAAGAAAAACAAAAGAAGUUAUCAAUCAUGGUGCACGAAAUGUGUUCCGAAAUAUCACACUCAGUUGGAAAGCUUGUGUACAACAUUGGCAGGAUCGAUGAUAUUGAAGCUGGGACAAGCACGACAGAACCUAGUAAGAUGGGAACAAGCAGGCAACGUUCAAAGAGAAGAAGUAAACAAUUGGGCAGUGACAGUGAAAGCUUAUUAAGUGAAGAAGGCAACAACAGCUUACCUAGUCAAGAAGAUUCACACAAGUCGGACAGCGAUGAUAAAGACAAAGAUGGAGAUGAAUCUGAUGAAGCAGAUGAUGAUGGAGAAAAAGCGACAGCGGCAGCGAUGGUGACUCAGAUGAUGAUGAUGGUGAUGAACUGAGGAGGGAAGAUGCAGGGCGUAACCCUAACAAGCCAGAAGAACAAGGUGAGAGGGAGGAAGCGUGUACUGCUGAAAUGGAACAAGAGGAUCAAGCAACCCGUGACGGCAGUGCUAGCAAGGAUGGGGAAACACGACCAGGUGACAUAGUGGCAAGUAUAGUAGCGGGCAAGGGACAUCAAACAGUCGAGCAAGAGGGAGAUGAUGAAGAGGAAGAUAGCGAUGAAAAGGAAGAAGAUGAAGUUAGUACAGAAGAUGACGAGGAUGAAGAAGAUGAUGAUGAUGAUGUGGGAAAAGGUGGUGACAAGGAAGAAGACAAGGAAGGGGAUGGGAAUGGGGAUGGCAAGGAUGAUGAGGAUAGCAAUGGAGGUAAUAGCAGUGGCCACGGUGAUGGUGGUGGGUGAUGAGGAUACAAACCUGGGGUAGGGUCAUAGGCCUGACCUACACGUCCUACCCAAGGUCACUACCCGAGAAGAUGAAAAGACCAAGAGUUAACAGAAGAGCUCCAGUCAAGUACGUCGAGUGACAUCCACUCGACGGUCACAUCACUCGACGGUCACUACCUGCCGUCACUCGACCGUAUGGAAGGCCACUCGACCAUAUCGAAGAC
Molecule: messenger RNA, 1043 nt
Organism: Triticum dicoccoides
Lineage: Eukaryota; Viridiplantae; Streptophyta; Magnoliopsida; Poales; Poaceae
Exons: 2
Coding region: 14-436 (140 amino acids)
Source: RefSeq, a predicted model, not a curated record